AUUCAAAUCAGCCGGCUCCUCCACUAUAAAUGCGAUUCUUUUGAGCAAAAUCAACAGAAACGGAUUCGUUUGAGAUUUAUCAAGAUGUGUAAAUUGGUUUGGUUUUUCGCCCUUUUGGCUAUUGCCUUUGCUGAACCUGCCCCUAAAGCAGGAUUCAUCGCCUCAGCUCCAGCAGUAGCAGCAGUGGUACCACAUACAGCAGCCUAUGUUGCUCCAUACAGCACUGCAUACUCAGGUCUAUACGCUUCUUCCUACGCCAGACCAUACGCCACAGCAUACGCCAAACCCUACACCACUGCCUACGCUGGACCUUAUGCCACUGCCUAUUCCGGAGCUCUCAACUAUGGAUACAACUCCAUCUACAAUUACCCUUAUAAUGCUGUUCGCGGAUAUGUUCCAUAUGCUAACUCCAUGUAUAGAUCCGCUUAUAACUACCCUCAGAUUACAUCUACAUAUGCAGCACAUCCCUACAAUUAUGUUUAUUAAGUUCUUAGUUGAUAAUAAAAUUAUUUGUUUUUGA
This is a messenger RNA of Harmonia axyridis, 520 nucleotides long. RefSeq names its product protein transport protein SEC9-like. The coding region runs from base 85 to 486 and encodes 133 amino acids. The transcript has 2 exons. Lineage: Eukaryota; Metazoa; Arthropoda; Insecta; Coleoptera; Coccinellidae. The record is from RefSeq and is a predicted model, not a curated record.